AGGCCAAGGUUGUAGUUAAUCAUCAAUUUCUUAAUUUAUUUUGUCUUUGUAAUUGUAUUAGUUUAAUUAAUGUCAUAUUAUAGUUGAUGACAAACCAUUGUCUAUGUUUCUAAUGUCAAUUAGUGUUAUAUUGCUUGCAGAUUAUUAUAGGAAGGAAGAGGAAGCUUGAUCAUCCCCGGCGCAUGAUGUCUGAUGUGCUACAUAACAGGACAUCAGUAGCACCACCAUCAGAGGAGGCAUCACAUCGGCCACCAUCGGAGGGGCCAUUAGUGCCACCACCAUCUGAGGGGCCAUUAGUACCACCAUAUCGACCACCAUUAGUGGCACCACAGCAGCUACCAUGUACUCAGCCUCCACGUCUACCAUCGGUGCGUCCACCAUCAGUGGCACCACAGCAGCUAUCAUCAUCAGCUUAUGAGCCAUCUGCAGACCCUUCGACUUCUUCACAGCCCACCUCAGGUCAUGUUAGUUCUUUAUCAACCCCGAUUAGGCGUGGUAGAGGAUGUGCCAAGGGCAUUAAAUAGUGGGGUACUGGUAAAAAGCUGGACAUACAAUUUGAUGAAAAUUACUGUCCAAUAGGGGAUAACGUGGCUAAGUUAACUACUUAACUUGGCAUUAUUGUGCGGAAUGGUAACAUUGUUCCUCUUACUUUUCUUGACUGGAACAAUGUGCCUGAUGAUAUUGUUGAUGCUAUCUGGAAGGA
Molecule: messenger RNA, 703 nt
Organism: Camellia sinensis
Lineage: Eukaryota; Viridiplantae; Streptophyta; Magnoliopsida; Ericales; Theaceae
Source: RefSeq, a predicted model, not a curated record